UUUACAACAGGAAUAAUGUUUAUUUACAUCUAAUGGCUCGUGAUUGGUUGGCGGGUUGUGACGUCACCUACGUGACUGUCAGCGUCGCAGACAUGGCGGAAGUGAAAGUGUUUCCAUUGUGCUGUGUGGUGCAGAACUAUGCCUGGGGUAAAGUGGGUCUGGACAGUGAGGUGGCCCGGCUCGUGCUCGGUGGAGACCCUCAGGCUCUCAUAGAGGAGGCCAGACCCUACGCAGAGCUUUGGAUGGGUGCGCACCCCAAAGGAGACGCUCUCAUCAAAGACAACAGGAUAUCCCAGAGGACACUGGGACAGUGGAUUGCAGAUUUCCCAGGAUGCCUGGGGUCAAAGGUCAAAGACACGUUCCAUGGGCAGCUCCCGUUCCUUUUCAAAGUGCUGUCAGUCAAAACGGCUCUGUCCAUCCAGGCGCAUCCCAACCGGGAAUUGGCUGCUAGGCUCCAUGCACAGUUUCCUGAACAUUACCCAGACAACAACCACAAACCAGAGAUGGCCAUCGCUCUCACGCAGUUUGAAGGUCUCUGCGGCUUUCGGCCGAUGGAUGAAAUCUUGGGCUUCCUCAAAAAUGUCCCAGAGUUCCGUGCGCUGGUCGGUAACGAAGCCGCUGAGGAGCUCCAGAGCGCCGAUGGAGACCCGGGCCGGACGUCUCUCGCUCUGAAGAAGUGUUUCACCAGGAUGAUGAACUGUGAGAAGAAGCUGUUCGUUGAUCAGCUCAACAUGCUGGUCAAACGCAUCUCAGAGGAAGAGGCUGCAGGUAAAGACACCUCCGGAAGUAAUGGAGAGCUGCUGCUGCGGCUGCAUUCUCAGUAUCCGGGGGACAUCGGAUGCUUUUCCAUUUACUUCCUGAACCGUAUGGUGCUGCAGCCGGGGGAGGCCAUGUUCCUGGGAGCAAAUGAGCCUCAUGCUUAUCUGUCUGGAGACUGUGUGGAGUGUAUGGCGUGCUCUGAUAACACCGUACGUGCCGGACUGACUCCCAAAUACAUUGACGUGGACACGCUGUGUGAGAUGCUGAAUUACAGCCCGGCUCCAGUCAGUGCCAAACUCUUCCCCUGCGUGCGGGACAACGCCGACCCCUGCGUCUACCUCUACGACCCUCCAGUGCCAGACUUCACCGUCAUGAGAGUACAGAUCCCCGCCUCGGCGCAGCAGUACACUGUGAGCGCGCUGGACUCCGCCGGCAUCCUGCUGGUCAUCGACGGAGAGGCGGUCGCCACGUCUGCCGCGGCCCUCUCUGACAUCACUCUGACACCAGGCUCUGUGCUUUUCAUUUCAGCCAAUGAGAGCGUCUCUUUACAGUGGCCUCUUCAGAUUCGUACAUGUAAAACCAGAAGAUUGACCUCAAACGUGUUGAUUUCCGGGAUUCUUUCUAUACUUUCGGAGCUGUGUUAUCCUAAGUGUUCUGGGAUCAAAGCAUGCGAUGGACGAAUGAAUGGUGCUUUCUGAGCUGUAAUGGAGCAUGCGUCUGAUAAGAAGAACUCUGUAUGUAAUCCCUAAUAAAUAACGCUUCUGUAACCUUU
Molecule: messenger RNA, 1531 nt
Organism: Cyprinus carpio (common carp)
Lineage: Eukaryota; Metazoa; Chordata; Actinopteri; Cypriniformes; Cyprinidae
Gene: mpi
Product: mannose phosphate isomerase
Exons: 9
Coding region: 33-1457 (474 amino acids)
Biological process (GO): carbohydrate metabolic process; GDP-mannose biosynthetic process
Cellular component (GO): cytosol
Molecular function (GO): zinc ion binding; mannose-6-phosphate isomerase activity
Source: RefSeq, a predicted model, not a curated record